UGAAUAUCCUCUUAUCCCUCACGUGGUCGCGUCGACCGCGCCUUCCUCCGCGUCGGCCAUUGUGUUCUGUCUUCGUCGACUCUUCGACUCGGACGCGGUCUGACGCGGUGUCCCCGUCCUGCGUUUGUGUCUCGCCGCCUGGCUCGCUUGGAUUUUGUUACUGGUUUCUUGUCUCUUUCGCUCCUUUCUUGCGUUGUUAGCUUACAUGUCAUCUAUUGGAACAAUGUCUCGUCGGGUUCCAACUCCUCUGCGCUCUGCUCCAUCAUCCGGGCCCAUGGAAGCGAUGGCCGCAAAGAAGCAGGAACAGAUUGAAGAGCUCAUUACCAAAAAGCGUACGCUCGAGCACACCAUCGACAAGCUCCGCCAGGCCCUCACCGAGGAACAAAGCCGCGGGUCCGACGGCGUGGCCAGUAUGCAGAAGCAGUUUCAGCAGGAGCGAGCUGAGUGGAUCAGCGGCUGCGAUGCGAUACAGGCGAUUCAUCGUAUGGCGCACGCGCGGACUGUGAUCGAGCUGGAUCGCGAGCACUUCGCGGCUCUCAAAGAGCGAGAGGCGAUCCGCCUCGAGAAACUCGCCCGUCUGCAGCGCGACUACCGGCUCAUCGGCUUUCAGCGUCGGGAAUUUGACCUUGAGAGGCGCGUGCUGGACCUGGAGCGGGAGUUGGAGGAGCGGCAGAGGACGCAUGAAGAGGAGACGCUGGAAUUGAGCGAGGAGCUGGAAGAGCGAUGCGCUACUCUUUCUGCUCAGCUGGAAGAUACGGCGAAGGAGUUGGCUGCGACAACAAAGGGAAAGGACGCCACUGAGGAUGCAUUAUCGAAACUACGGAUCGAACACAACGCUCUUGUUGCCUCUACGAGCAGUUCCGCGACUAAUCUCGAACGCACAAGUCUGCAUUUGGAUGGACUCAAAUCUUCCUACGCCGAGCUGGAGGCCAAGCACGCUGAGGGUGAACGGACCAUAGCUGACCUCCGACGGCAGCUGGAGAAGUGGCGCACACUCGAAAGCCGUGAGGGGCCGAGAUGGACACCCUACGACGCAGCAGGAUCGAACUCGAGGUUCGCGUCAAGGAGCUAGAGACCCGCGUCGAGGAACUAGAGGAAGAAUUGAGAGAGCGUGUUGAAAAUGCGGAGAAACUGAAAGCGAAGAUAGCCAGAUACAAAACAUCUUUCGAACAGUACAGAACCUCGAUGGACGAGUAUCAGAAAGCUAUUGACGAGGCGCGCAGCGAU
Molecule: messenger RNA, 1227 nt
Organism: Fomitopsis serialis
Lineage: Eukaryota; Fungi; Basidiomycota; Agaricomycetes; Polyporales; Fomitopsidaceae
Exons: 3
Coding region: 206-1072 (288 amino acids)
Source: RefSeq, a predicted model, not a curated record